Cornus florida is the source of this 2666-nucleotide messenger RNA. Its product is annotated as protein ESMERALDA 1. The record is from RefSeq and is a predicted model, not a curated record. The coding region runs from base 515 to 2197 and encodes 560 amino acids. The transcript is spliced from 10 exons. NCBI's taxonomy places the organism in Eukaryota, Viridiplantae, Streptophyta, Magnoliopsida, Cornales, Cornaceae.
AUUCCAUUCCAUAAAGGCUCAUCAUCGAGUAUGAAACUACUCUCGUCUCCAAACAGACCUCAACUCCAAAACACGCCACUUGCAUCAUCUUUCUCGAUCUCAUCAGGGCAUGUGCUUUCGUUCCUCCGCGGUUCUCGCAGGAAAAAGAAAAGAAAAAUAAGUACUUUCCGUCCGAAACCCAAACACUCCGUCACUCACGUUUCCAUACAAAAAUUACACACAUACCUCUAUUUCGUCAGAGCACGUCACUGCACGUGCAUCCUCCUCUUUCUCUCUCUAAAACUCCCCCCACUCUCUCUCUAGAACUCUUCUGCUCUGCAACUCUCUCUUCUCCAAUCUCGCGUCUGUUAUAAUCAAUAAAACACAAUAUAUACAAACAGACACACACACCCCUCUUGGCUCGUACUCUUCGCCCCCACCCUCUCUCUCUAUAUCUGUCACUUUCUCUUCUCAAAAUUGAAACAGCGGGGAGAGAGAGAGAGAGACGGGGCUGUGUCGUAUGACGUGAAGAGAGAUGCACGCGUACAAUAGGCUACCGAGCAGUGGACACAACAGCCCGUCGCCGCCGCCGUCGCCGCUCCGGUCGCCUAGGCUCCGCCACAGCCGGUCCAAGCGGUUCACCGCCGGCCCGGCACCGCGAACCCUAGCCCAACGGCUCGCUUGGGUGCUCCUCUCGGUUCUACUCCGCCGGCAGGGUAUUUUCCUAUUCGCGCCACUAUUGUACAUCUCAGGAAUGUUGUUCUACAUGGGAACCGUUUCGUUCGACGUUGUUCCGAUCAUCAUUCACAGUCACGCGCCCGGGUCCCUGUACCGGAGUCCGCAGGUUUACGCGAAGCUGAGGACGGAAAUGGAGGUUGACAAUUCAUCGGCCGAUGCGAUAUCAACUAUAUGGAAACAUUCUUAUAAAGGUGGCGAGUGGAGACCAUGCAUAAAAAAUUCAUCAGGAGGUUUACCUGAGUCAAAUGGAUACAUAUAUAUUGAGGCAAAUGGUGGCUUGAAUCAGCAGAGGACAUCGAUAUGCAAUGCAGUUGCUGUUGCAGGCUAUCUUAAUGCAACACUCGUGAUUCCCAAUUUUCGUAAUCACAGCAUUUGGAGAGAUCCCAGUAAAUUUGGAGACAUUUAUGAUGAAGAGUUUUUUGUUAGCUCCCUUCAAAAUGAUGUAAGGGUGGUUAACAAGGUUCCUGGGUACUUAAUGGAACGAUUUGCCCACAAUAUGAGCAAUGUAUACAACUUCAGGAUAAAAGCAUGGUCACCCAUUCAGUUCUAUAAGGAUACAGUUCUGCCAAGGCUACUUGAAGAAAGGGUCAUAAGGAUUUCUCCUUUUGCAAAUCGAUUGUCAUUUGAUGCUCCUCCAAUUAUUCAGCGACUCAGAUGCUUGGCAAACUAUGAAGCAUUGAAAUUUUCAAAUCAUAUACUAACUUUGGCUGAAUCCUUGGUGGCAAGAAUGAAAGAACUUAGUGCAAAUAAUAGUGGCAAAUAUGUUUCUGUGCAUCUUCGGUUUGAGGAGGAUAUGGUUGCCUUUUCUUGUUGUAUUUUCGAUGGUGGAGAGCAAGAAAAAGAAGACAUGGAGGCUGCAAGAGAGAGAGGUUGGAAAGGGAAGUUCACAAGACCUGGUCGAGUUAUUCGUCCUGGGGCAAUCAGGAUCAAUGGGAAAUGCCCUCUUACACCUUUAGAGGUUGGUUUGAUGCUUAGAGGAAUGGGGUUUGACAAAAGUACAUCCAUCUAUUUAGCAUCUGGAAAGAUAUAUGAUUCUGAGAGAUAUAUGGCUCCGCUAUUUGAAAUGUUUCCCCUUUUACAAACCAAAGAGACUCUGGCAUCUGCUGAGGAACUUGCUCCAUUCAAGAACUAUUCUUCCAGGAUGGCUGCCAUAGACUACACUGUUUGUCUUCACAGUGAAGUAUUUGUGACAACUCAAGGUGGAAACUUCCCCCAGUUUUUGUUGGGCCACAGACGAUACUUGUAUAGUGGACACUCGAAGACUAUUAGGCCUGACAAGCGGAAGUUAGCAUUGUUAUUUGACAAUCCCAAAGUUGGGUGGAAAAGCUUCAAAAGGCAUAUGCUGAAUAUGCGAACUCAUAGUGAUUCAAAAGGAAUUGAGCUCAAAAGACCAAAUGACUCGAUAUAUUCUGUCCCAUGUCCGGAUUGCAUGUGUCGCAUCAACAAAUCAGCAGAUUUAAGAUCUCUGUCAGCGACGUAAUUUGCUUGGAGAAAUACAACUUGACAGGUUUUUGUUCCCAUAGUUUUGUGAGUACAUGUAGCUGCUAACCCUUGUUUUUUUCUCGUGAUUCUUUCAUUUUUUUCCUCAUCCAUUGGCGAGAGGACACAUUUUGUUUGGAGCUUCAAGGAUUUGUUGGAAGACAGAUCAGUUGGAUUAUUUUCCGGGAUUGGGUUGCGGUUGGGGUGUCGCAUCUUUUUGUACAUGAUGCGGGAAAAACACAGGUCUUUCCAACAGAGUUGUCAUAUGGGCGUAAAAUUACAUUCUUUUCAUCUUGUUACUGCUGCUGUAUGUAACGAGCUGUGAAGAAAUACAUCAAAUAUCUUUGCACGCUGGUUUUACCUUGUUUUUAGUUUGUAUAUUAAUUCGAUUCGAUUUGUUACUUUUAGGUUUACAGAAACAGGAUGACCUUCACACAUUAUAAAAAUCAGGGAAUCAAUUUUUUUCUUCU